This is a messenger RNA of Echinops telfairi (small Madagascar hedgehog), 2672 nucleotides long. It is a transcript of the gene TCIRG1, whose product is annotated as T cell immune regulator 1, ATPase H+ transporting V0 subunit a3. The record is from RefSeq and is a predicted model, not a curated record. Bases 71 to 2581 code for a protein of 836 amino acids. Gene Ontology annotation, molecular function: proton-transporting ATPase activity, rotational mechanism; ATPase binding. Gene Ontology annotation, biological process: vacuolar acidification; proton transmembrane transport. Lineage: Eukaryota; Metazoa; Chordata; Mammalia; Afrosoricida; Tenrecidae. Gene Ontology annotation, cellular component: vacuolar proton-transporting V-type ATPase complex; plasma membrane; vacuolar proton-transporting V-type ATPase, V0 domain. The transcript has 20 exons.
CCUGUGGCCUGGCCGCGCCGAGGGCCAUCCUGGAGCAGAGCGGCCCCGCGUGCUGCCGACCCGAGGGACCAUGGGUGCCAUGUUCCGGGGCGAGGAGGUGGUGCUGACUCAGCUCUUUCUGCCCACUGCUGCGGCCUACACCUGCGUGAGCCAGCUUGGUGAGCUGGGCCUCGUGGAGUUCAGAGAUCUCAAUGCAUCCGUGAGUGCCUUCCAGCGACGCUUCGUGGUGGACGUCCGGCGCUGCGAGGAGCUGGAGAGGACGUUCACGUUCCUACAGGAGGAGGUACGGCGGGCAGGUCUGGUGCUGCCUGUGCCCGAGGGGAGGCUGCCAGCGCCCCCGCCCCGAGACCUGCUUCGAGUCCAAGAGGAGACUGAGCGCCUGGGGCAGGAGCUGCGGGACGUGCGGGGCAACCAGCAGGCCCUUCGGGCCCAGCUGCACCAGCUGCAGCUCCAUGCAGCUGUGCUGAGCCAGGGCCACGGCCUCCCGGCCGAGGCCUCCCAGCCUGAGGGACUCUCAGAAAGGGUCCCCCUGCUUCACUCCUCCGGAGGGCCACAUCAGAACCUGAGGGUCAACUUUGUGGCUGGAGCCGUGGAGCCUCACAAGGCUGCCGCCCUGGAGCGCCUGCUGUGGAGGGCCUGCCGAGGCUUCCUCAUCGCUAGCUUCCUGGAGGUGGAGCAGCCGCUGGAGGACCCGGUGACGGGGGAGCCGGCCACCUGGAUGACCUUCCUCAUCUCCUACUGGGGCGAGCAGAUCGGGCAGAAGAUCCGCAAGAUCACCGACUGCUUCCACUGCCACGUCUUCCCGUUUGAGGAGCAAGAGACCGCCCGCCGCGGGGUCCUGCAGCAACUGCACCAGCAGAGCGCGGAGCUGCGGGAGGUCCUGGGCGAGACCGAGCGGUUCCUGGGCCAGGUGCUGGGCCGGGUACAGCGGCUGCUGCCGCCCUGGCAGGUGCAAAUCCGCAAGAUGAAGGCCGUGUACCUGGUUCUGAACCAGUGCAGCGUGAGCGCCACCCACAAGUGCCUCAUCGCCGAGGCCUGGUGCCCGACGCGCGACCUGCCCACCCUGCAGCGAGCCCUGCAGGACAGCUCGAACGAAGUGGGCGUGAGUGCCGUGGCGCACAGCAUCCCCUGCCGCGACAUGCCCCCCACGCUCAUCCGCACCAACCGCUUCACCGCCAGCUUCCAGGGCAUCGUGGACGCCUACGGCGUGGGCAGCUACCGGGAGGUCAACCCUGCGCCCUACACCAUCAUCACCUUCCCCUUCCUCUUCGCCGUGAUGUUCGGCGACGUGGGCCACGGGCUGCUCAUGUUCCUCUUCGCGCUAGCCAUGGUGCUGGCCGAGGACCGGCCUGCGGUCAAGGCUGCGCAAAACGAGAUCUGGCAGACCUUCUUCGGGGGUCGCUACCUGCUCCUGCUCAUGGGCCUCUUCUCCGUCUACACCGGCUUCAUCUACAACGAGUGCUUCAGCCGUGCCACCACCAUCUUCCCCUCUGGCUGGAGCGUGGCCUCCAUGGUCAACCAAUCAGGUUGGAGUGAUGCCUACCUGGCCCAGCACCCACUGCUCACACUGGACCCGAACGUCACCGGUGUCUUCCGUGGACCCUACCCCUUUGGCAUCGACCCCAUCUGGAGCCUGGCCGACAACCACCUGAGCUUCCUGAACUCCUUCAAGAUGAAGAUGUCCGUGGUGCUGGGGGUCACCCACAUGGCCUUCGGGGUGGUCCUGGGGGUCUUCAACCACGUGCACUUUGGCCAGUACCACCGGCUGCUGCUGGAAUUCCUGCCCCAGCUGGUCUUCCUGCUCGGGCUCUUUGGCUACCUCGUCUUCAUGGUCACCUACAAGUGGCUGUGUGUCACCGUCGCCAAAGCCGCCUCAGCCCCCAGCAUCCUCAUCCACUUCAUCAACAUGUUCCUCUUCUCCCGCAGCCCUACCAACCAGCAGCUGUACCGUGGGCAGGAGGCGGUCCAGUCCACGCUGGUGGUCCUGGCCUUGGUCAUGGUGCCUGUCCUGCUGCUGGGAACGCCUUUGUACCUGCACUGGCAGCACCGCCGUCGCCGCCGCCACCACCCGCCCAGGCAGCCUUCGGGCACCCAGCAGGACCAGGACAAGGCCGGGCUCCUGGAAUCCGAUGGCUCCAUGUCCGUGAACGGCUUGGGCUCUGAUGAGGAAAAGGCAGGGUUCCCCGGGGCCGAGGAGCACACUGAGUUCAUCUUCUCGGAAGUCUUCAUGCACCAGGCCAUCCACACCAUCGAGUUCUGCCUGGGCUGCAUCUCCAACACGGCCUCCUACCUGCGCCUCUGGGCCCUCAGCCUGGCACAUGCCCAGCUGUCGGAAGUGCUGUGGGCCAUGGUGAUGCGCGUGGGCCUGCGUGAGGGGCGGGAGCUGGGAGUGGCGGCGGCCGUGCUGGUGCCCGUGUUCGCAGCCUUCGCAGUGCUGACCCUGGCCAUCCUGCUGGUUAUGGAGGGGCUCUCGGCCUUCCUGCACGCCCUGCGGCUGCACUGGGUGGAGUUCCAGAACAAGUUCUACUUGGGCACUGGCUACAAGCUGAACCCUUUCACCUUUGCCCCAGAAGAGGAAUAGCCCCCACACCUCUCUCUCUCUCUCACACACACACACACGCCCCGCCCUUAUCCCCCGAUGGAGGAAAUAAAGGAGUGAAGAGUGAGGUCCA